Molecule: messenger RNA, 1254 nt
Organism: Ruditapes philippinarum (Manila clam)
Lineage: Eukaryota; Metazoa; Mollusca; Bivalvia; Venerida; Veneridae
Product: lysophospholipid acyltransferase 2-like
Biological process (GO): lipid modification
Cellular component (GO): membrane
Molecular function (GO): acyltransferase activity
Source: RefSeq, a predicted model, not a curated record
AAAUAUUUAGUGGUGUUGUACCUAGACAACUUCUGUGGGACGAAACAAAACACAAACUGAGAAAGUUGAAGCAGAAUGGCACCUGUCAGCGAAAGCAGUGACUUUUACUAUGGAUCACGUCUUUUAUCACCAUUAGUUCCAAUACUUGGAUUAUCGAUCGAUCAGAUAAAUUUUCUAGUAUGUCAGCUGGUUGCAAUGGCUAUUGGAAUUCCAUUCCGUAAUAUGUUAGAUCCGAGGAGCACAAGUCCUCGAGUGAGACAUGCUGUUGAGCUACUGCUUGGGAUAGCAUUGGUCCUGUUUUGUUUUGGAAGUCAGAUUAUUCACUUGUUUAUACAAGCAACCUUGGGUUACGUGCUGCUGCAGUUUGUUGGUCAGAAAUGGAUGCCAGUGUCGGUGUUUGUUGUAGCAAUGGGUUAUCUAGCUUGGUGUCACAUACAUAGAAUGAUCCUAGACUAUGGUGGCUACACACUAGAUAUAACAGGACCACUUAUGAUCUCUGUUCAGAAGAUAACAGUUGUUGCUUUUGGCCUAAAUGAUGGUAAAAACAGAGAAGAGAAAGAUCUCAACCCAAAUCAAAAAUCUAAAGCAAUAAGAGAAAUGCCUGAUGUUCUGACCUAUUACAGCUACAUAUUCAGUUUCCACAAUGUGAUGUGUGGCCCCCUAGUGUUUUACAAGGAUUAUUGUGCUUUUAUAGAUGGCUCUUGUUAUACUUCUAACUCGGAAAAUAGCAAUAAUAAGGGUAUUCCGUCACCAAAGGAGGUAUUUCUACAAAAACUAGUGACUGUAGUUAUACUGGGGGCAUUGAUGAUGAUGGAACCAUUCAUAGCGCCAUGGUCAAGAAUGAAAGAUGAUGACUUUCUGUACAAUACAACAUGGAUAUACAGGAAUUUUUAUUUGCUAUGCUCCAUGACCAUGCACAGACCAAUGUACUAUUUUGCCUGGAAACUAGGUGAACUCGUGAAUAAUUCAUGUGGACUAGGAUUUUCUGGUUAUGAUGAUAAAGGAAAUUCUAAGUGGGAUUUGCUAGAUAAUGUUAAAAUCUACCAACUAGAGACAUGUACGAGUCUUAAAGUGAAUGUAGAUUCGUGGAAUGUGACAACAGCUCAUUGGUUGAGAUAUAGUGUGUAUGAGCGAUGCCCCGCCUCCAUUGCUACAUGGGCAGUAUUUAUAAUAAGUGCAUUUUGGCACGGAUUUUAUCCUGGAUAUUACAUGGCAUUCCUCACUGCAGCUCUCUUUACAACAGCUGCAAGACUG